Molecule: messenger RNA, 336 nt
Organism: Babesia sp. Xinjiang
Lineage: Eukaryota; Apicomplexa; Aconoidasida; Piroplasmida; Babesiidae
Gene: rplN
Product: 50S ribosomal protein L14
Exons: 1
Coding region: 1-336 (111 amino acids)
Biological process (GO): translation
Cellular component (GO): mitochondrial large ribosomal subunit; ribosome
Molecular function (GO): large ribosomal subunit rRNA binding; structural constituent of ribosome
Source: RefSeq, a predicted model, not a curated record
AUGUCGAUUCUCCGCUGCGGCGAUAGUAGCGGCAUCGUUAAAGGUUGUAUCAUCGGUUUGGGUCGUACCCGACACGGUACUGGCAAGAUUGGCGACCGCAUAAAAGUGUCGAUACGCGACAAAACGGCGGAGUGCACGUUGGCCAACAAGACCCCCCGUGGCAUUAUAAUUCGCCGUAAGAAGGAGACCGUACGCCGUGACGGCAUGAUGUUCAAGUUCGACGAGAACUCAUUCGUUGUAAUCGCCAAUAACAAGUUGGUUGCAUCCAAGAUACGUGGACCAGUGCUGCUAGAGACGCGGCACGCAUGUCGCAACCUGGCCAGCCGAAUAUUUUAA